UACUGCAUGUUUGCAUAUAAAAUCAAACAAAGUAAAGUGAAUUUUAAAUGAGAUUAAAAUGAAACUGGUGAUUUUAUCACUAUUUUAGCAACAUAUGCGCUAUUUAUUUUGCUAAUACCUGCAAUAACUUGUCAAUAUUUGCUUUACUUUAAGAGUUCAAUCCUUAAUCGUUGUUGUUUUUAGUUAUUUUUGUACAUAAUUGGUGGGAAAGUUAAGUUUAACAGUGAAAUGUCCAUAAUCUUAUGCUUUUAAAAGUUUGUUUGCACCAUCAGCUGUGGUGAGUUGAGUUACCAGAUGGUGGACUUUUGGUGUUUGUGACACAUGGCUCUGAGUGAAGCCACGGCCAGAUAGCCCAGCCCGAGAUAAUUGGAAUUUCAUUAAGGUUUUGUUUGUGUGUGUGCUGAGAGUGCGCAUAUAUGCCUCCUUGUGUGUGUGUGUGUGUGUGUGUGUGUGUGUGUUGAGAGUGGGUGUGGGUGUUUAUGAGUCUGUAUGGGUGUGUUUCUCUAUGAGUAAUAUUGAGGAUGGGGGGUUGGGAGGGAGGGCAGGGACUCCACCUGCUGCCACCUGUUCAUCUGCUCCGUCUUAUAAAAGCUGCUCCCUCACUGUCUCCAGGAUCACAGACACCUUGGACUCCUCAGGCUCUCCACUAUCUGGGGUUACAAAUAUUUGAUGCUUGACAACAAAGGGGGACCACACAACGUGGACUUCAGCCACAAAGGAAACCUCUGAGGAACCCCAAAACUGAAGCUGGAAACUUCUCUGAUCUGAGGACAAUCACCAGUUUGAUUCUUCCAAACAAAAACCAUGAAGUCUCGUCGACCCAGCUGCACCGACUCUGGAUCCGAGUCCUCGGAGCUGGACUCCAAGAGCCCUGAGAAGUAUGAGACGGCCACAAGGCGACGGAUGGCCGCCAAUGCCAGAGAGAGGAAGAGGAUGCAGGGUCUGAACACAGCCUUCGAUCGCCUACGUAAAGUGGUCCCCCAGUGGGGCCAGGACAAGAAACUGUCCAAGUAUGAAACCCUGCAGAUGGCCCUCAGCUACAUCAUGGCCCUGAACCGGAUCCUGACGGAUGCCAGGAGGCACAACGCUCCUCACAGGCAGUGGCUGGACCUGCAGUUCGACUGCGUGCAGCCUGAAAACUACCCCUGCCUCAUGAGGUACGACUCUCCAACCGGACAGGACUACAUCCACUCGUCGUUCUCUUAUCAGUUUGACGGACAUCAGGUCAACGUAUGAACUGGUGCCAUUCGUUAGACAAUCAGUCAUGUUGUUGGAUGUGAGUGACAAUGUGAAUAUUUUUCCUCCAGUCUAGGAGACAGUAAAUACAUUUGUAUUGCAUUAUUUUCUUUUUUUAUUUAUCUAGUAUUUGUAUGACAAUCAGAAAGACUUCUUUAAGUUUGAAGUCUUAUUUAUUUUUUUCUAGGAAACCCAGCAAUGUUGAGCAUGUUUUUGUUCAAAGUAUAGCAACAAGUAAAGAAAUGUAGUGUCAUUAUAAUGACUGUUAGAUUGUACUGAAGAUACUUUUAUCAGUUAUUUUAAUAUGGCCCUAAAAUGUUGUGCAAUGUUCAAUGGAUUCUGAGAAAAUCAUUGUGGUCUUGGUUGCAAAGUUAAAGUUGAUAUGUAACUAUUUUGUUGAAUGUUUGUAGAGUUGAAAAAUAGAUGUUAUUUCUCACAUGCAGACCUCUAUUUUGUUCAUUAUAGA
Messenger RNA from Lates calcarifer (barramundi perch), 1702 nucleotides. It is a transcript of the gene atoh7, whose product is annotated as atonal bHLH transcription factor 7. Gene Ontology annotation, molecular function: protein dimerization activity. The coding region runs from base 805 to 1236 and encodes 143 amino acids. The record is from RefSeq and is a predicted model, not a curated record. The transcript has a single exon. Gene Ontology annotation, biological process: regulation of DNA-templated transcription; neural retina development. Lineage: Eukaryota; Metazoa; Chordata; Actinopteri; Centropomidae.